AUGAAAGGAAUUUUCUCAUCACUAAGAAGAUGGUACUCAUCUGGAAAAAAAAAAAAAAGAGCCAACCCCGUAAUUUUAAUUUCGAACAAUCGUAAUAUUCAUUUUAACUUAUCGUUAGAAAUAUUUCUAUUAAAUAAUUAUAAUGAUCUGUUAAAAUAUUUAAAUGUAAAUACAAUUGAGAAAUUUAAUGAACCUGUUUUAUUUUUAUGGAGAAACAACAAAUCCAUAAUUAUAGGAAAAAAUCAAAAUAUAUGGAGUGAAUGUGAUUUAAAAAAUAUAAAAAAAGACGAUGUGUUAGUAGCUCGACGAUUUACAGGUGGUGGUGCAGUGUACCAUGAUUUAGGUAAUGUAUGUUUUACAUUUUUAAAUAAUAAUGUAAAUACAUCAAAUAAUUUCUCCAUAAUAGUAAAUACGUUAAAAAAUCAUUUUAAUAUUAAUGCUAAGAUACAAGGAAGAAAUGACAUAACAGUAAAUAACCUCAAAUGUUCAGGAUCAGCUUUUAAAAAAGUAAGAGGUGUUUUUUUACACCAUGGGACGAUAUUAGUAAAUUUAGAAAAAAAUGUUUUAAGUAAAUAUUUAACACCAGAUAAAAUGAAAUAUUUAAAGCACGGAGUAAAUAGUGUUAGUGCUCGAACAGUCAACUUGAAAGAAAUUAAUGAGAAUAUCACAUGCGAAAAUUUGAGUAUAGCGUUAAUCAAGGAAUUCAACGCUUUUUAUGGAAAUUACUGCAAUGAAAAAAAUAGUAAUCAGAAUGGACAAAACUAUGAUUAUUAUUGGGAGAAGGGUGAAAAGACGGAUAAGGAUAUGCAGGAGAAAUCUCACCUUAUUAGCAAUAAAGCAAAGGAUUCAAUAACAGUAGAAAUAAAAGAAAACAACGUGGAUGAAAACAUGCGAAAUGAUAGUAGUAUUCAAGUUAGUAAAGACAAUAUAUAUAAUUUAAUUAACAGUUCAUUCAUAACCCCAAACAAUUUUAACAUUCAUUAUAUAGACACAAAUGAUAAUAUCACAAAAAAUCCGGAGUUUCUUAAAUAUUAUAAUUUGUUAAAAGAUUGGGACUGGUGUUAUGGGAAAACACCAAAAUUUCAAAAUAAACUUUGUAAACAAUUUAAUUUUGGAAAAGUGGAAAUAUGUUUUAAUGUAUACAACGGGGUUAUAAAAGAUGGCAACAUUUUUUCAGACUCAUUAGAUGUCAAUUUAAUUGAUCAACUUAAAUCUAUUUUUAAUAAGGAUAUUAAGUAUUCAAAAGAAAAUAUUAACAUCUUUUUGCAAAAUUUACAAGUAGAAAAUAAAGACUCACUGGCGGAAAUUACCCCGUGGAUUUUACAAGAACUGUGA
This is a messenger RNA of Plasmodium malariae, 1335 nucleotides long. It is a transcript of the gene LipL1, whose product is annotated as lipoate-protein ligase 1, putative. Gene Ontology annotation, cellular component: cytoplasm; mitochondrion. The transcript has a single exon. Gene Ontology annotation, biological process: protein lipoylation. The record is from RefSeq and is a predicted model, not a curated record. NCBI's taxonomy places the organism in Eukaryota, Apicomplexa, Aconoidasida, Haemosporida, Plasmodiidae. Gene Ontology annotation, molecular function: lipoyltransferase activity; lipoate-protein ligase activity. Bases 1 to 1335 code for a protein of 444 amino acids.